AUGAAGAUCAAGGAUAAGAGUCCUGCCAAGACGGGGAGGGGGAGGGGAAGGCCGGCUAAGGGGAAGGAAGUUGCUAAGGAGGUAGCUAAGGAGGAAAGCAAGGCGGAUGUGGCUAAGGAGAAAAGCAGCGCAGAGGAGGACGAGGAUGUGAUGGAGGUCGUGGAGGAGGAGGUAUCCUCAGCAUCCGCAUCCGAAAUCGAAGCCGAAGAGGAAGAGGAAGACGAGGACGAAAAGACCGAAGCAGUUGCCAAAGAGGCUCGCAAGGUCAUCCAGACCACACUCGCAACCAAGGUCAAGGACCCCUACCCAGACUGGAAGGCCGGCGAGCCUGUUCCUUAUGCUGCCCUCUGCACGACGUUUUCGCUCAUUGAGCAGACGCGGAAGAGACUACUCAUCAUGGAGUACUGCUCUCUUUUCCUGCGCCAAGUCCUCCGUCUUACGCCCGACGAUCUGCUGCCUACCGUUUUGCUCAUGAUCAAUAAGCUUGCGCCGGAUUAUGCAGGUAUCGAGCUGGGCAUUGGCGAGUCGCUCAUCAUGAAGGCUAUCGGCGAGACUACGGGCCGCAGCAUCGCUGUUGUCAAGAACGAUCAGAAGGAGAUUGGAGAUCUGGGGCUGGUGGCUGUCAAGUCGAGGUCGAAGCAGCCGACUAUGUUCAAGCCCAAGCCGCUGACCAUUCGCGGUGUGCAUAAGGGUUUGAUGGAUAUCGCUACGACGAUGACGGGCACGGGUGCUCAGCAGAAGAAGGUGGAUGGUAUCAAGAAGCUUUUGUCGGCUGCGGAUGCGAAUUCCACUGGCAAGGUGGACAUCACCAAGGAGAAGGGCGGGCCGAGCGAGGCCAAGUUCAUCGUCCGGUUCCUGGAGGGUAAGUUGCGGUUGGGACUAGCAGAGAAGUCCGUCAUUGUCUCCCUGGCGCAAGCCAUGAUUGCACAUGAGUUCGCGCAAAAGGGGAAAAUCCCCAGCGAAUCCGACUUUAGCAAAGCCGAGUCGAUCCUCAAGACCGUCUACAGCGAGCUGCCCAGCUACGACGUCAUCAUCCCCGCCAUGCUCCAGCAUGGCAUCAUGAACCUCCGCGAGCACUGCAAGCUUCGCCCGGGCGUGCCGCUCAAGCCCAUGCUGGCUAACCCGACCAAGGCCAUCACCGAGGUGCUCGAUCGCUUCGAGGGCCAGACGUUCACGUGCGAGUACAAGUACGACGGCGAGAGAGCGCAGAUCCAUUACGUGGCCAAGGACGCGCCCAAGAGCGAAGGCGACCUCAGCCAGGUCGCUAGCAAGGACACUGGGAAAGGUGUUGCGGCUAUUUUUUCACGCAACUCGGAGGAUUUGUCACAGAAGUACCCGGAUGUGCUCGCGAAGCUGCCGACCUGGGUCAAAGAAGGCACCAAGAGUUUUGUGCUGGACUGCGAGUCCGUGGCGUGGGACACGGUCGACCACAAGUUGUUGCCGUUCCAGCAGCUGAUGACGCGGAAGAAGAAGGAUGUCAAGCUGGAGGAUGUCAAAGUCAAAGUGUGCGUGUUUGCGUUUGACUUGUUGUAUCUGAACGGCCAGGCGGUGGUGGAGAAAAGCCUGAGGGAACGGAGGGAGUUAUUGAGGGAGGCGUUCAAGCCUGUGGAGGGCGAGUUUGCGUUUGCGACCAGCAUGGAUGGCCAGGAGCUGGAUGAGAUUCAGACUUUUCUGGAUGAGUCCGUGAAGGCGGGUUGUGAAGGGUUGAUGGUUAAGAUGUUGGAUGGCGCGGAGAGUGGGUACGAGCCAUCUAAAAGGAGUCGGAACUGGUUGAAGAUCAAAAAAGACUACCUAGCCGGCAUAGGCGACUCGCUCGACCUCGUCGUUCUUGGCGCCUACCACGGCAAAGGCAAGCGCACCUCCGUCUUCGGCGCCUUCCUUUUAGCCUGCUACAAUCCCAGUACCGACACCUACGAAACAGUCUGUAACAUCGGCACCGGCUUCUCCGAUGAAGUUCUACAGGAACUCCACUCUUCCUUAUCGCCCAUCAUCAUCGACCGGCCCAAGCCCUUUUACGCGCACUCCUCAGGUGGGCAGCACCAGCCGGAUGUCUGGUUCGAACCGAAAUACGUGUGGGAGGUCAAGACGGCCGAUCUGACGCUUAGCCCGAGGUAUAAGGCGGGCAUGAAGGAAGGGGUGGACCCGAGUGGUGAGAAGGGCAUUUCUCUCAGGUUUCCGAGGUUCAUCAAAGUCAGAGAUGAUAAGAAGCCGGAUGAGGCGACGACGAGUAGAAUGGUGGCUGAGAUGUAUAGGAAGCAGGAGAGCGUGGGGAAGAAUAAGGGACCGGCUGUUGAUGAUAAUUUUGAGUAUUAG
Messenger RNA from Neurospora tetrasperma FGSC 2508, 2313 nucleotides. RefSeq lists its product as uncharacterized. Gene Ontology annotation, molecular function: ATP binding; DNA binding; DNA ligase (ATP) activity. The transcript is spliced from 3 exons. Gene Ontology annotation, biological process: lagging strand elongation; DNA repair; DNA recombination. Gene Ontology annotation, cellular component: mitochondrion; nucleus. Bases 1 to 2313 code for a protein of 770 amino acids. Lineage: Eukaryota; Fungi; Ascomycota; Sordariomycetes; Sordariales; Sordariaceae. The record is from RefSeq and is a predicted model, not a curated record.